This is a messenger RNA of Alternaria incomplexa, 939 nucleotides long. RefSeq lists its product as uncharacterized. Lineage: Eukaryota; Fungi; Ascomycota; Dothideomycetes; Pleosporales; Pleosporaceae. Gene Ontology annotation, biological process: quinolinate catabolic process; NAD+ biosynthetic process. The record is from RefSeq and is a predicted model, not a curated record. The coding region runs from base 1 to 939 and encodes 312 amino acids. Gene Ontology annotation, molecular function: nicotinate-nucleotide diphosphorylase (carboxylating) activity. Gene Ontology annotation, cellular component: cytoplasm. The transcript is spliced from 3 exons.
AUGGCCAAAGUCGAAGGUGCUCCUGCUCAUGGCGCUGUAGCCCACCUCCUACCACAAACAUACAAGCGAUUAGUCUCGGAAUGGCUGGAAGAGGACACACCAAGUUUCGAUUAUGGUGGUUUCGUAGUGGGCGAGGAGCUGUCGGAAGCGAAGCUGCUCGGAAAGAGUGAAGGCAUAGUAGCAGGCGUCCCGUUCUUCGAUGAAGUGUUCCGACAACUAGGUUGCACCGUGGAGUGGCACGUCGAAGAAGGCGCUUCAUUCCAACCCAUCACCCACUGCGCUACUGUGCGCGGCCCAGUCCGUCACCUCCUUCUCGGCGAGCGCGUGGCUCUCAACACCCUCGCCCGCUGCUCCGGCAUCGCGACCAAGUCAAAUCGCCUACUUACUCUUUUACGAGGAGCUGGUUACCCAAACAUUCUUGCUGGUACCAGGAAGACUACACCAGGUUUUCGACUUGUGGAGAAGUACGGCAUGCUGGUUGGGGGCGUGGACGCGCAUCGAGUUGAUCUUAGUGCAAUGACGAUGCUAAAAGACAAUCACAUCGUUGCCGCAGGAAGCAUCACCAAUGCAGUGAGAGCCGCCAAAGCAGCUGGCGGCUUUGCAAUCAAAGUCGAAGUUGAAUGCCAAUCGUUUGAUGAAGCAGACGAGGCGAUUGCCGCUGGUGCUGACAUCGUCAUGUUAGACAACUUCACCCCAGAAGGUGUCCAAGUUGCUGCUAAGGAUCUGAAGGAUAAGUGGGGACGGGGUACUGGAGACAGGAAGCAAUUCCUCGUUGAAGUGAGCGGUGGGCUUACAGAGUACAACGUGGAGAAGUACGUCUGCGGCGAUAUUGAUAUCGUGAGCACGAGUAGCAUACACCAAGGGGUACCACACGUGGACUUCAGUCUGAAAAUUGUACCGAAGAGUAAAAAGGAUGGAGGAGAGAGUUUAGCGGUAUAA